AUGCUAUCAAAAAGGAAGGUUUCAUCAUAAAAUCAAGAAGAAUCAUCUAACUCUAUAGAAUAAUUAUGCAAUAAAAUUCGAAAGGUGAUAGUGAGUGAAGUUGGUGAAAAAUAUAUCUAAAAUCAUUCUGAGAAAGGAGUUAAGAAAAAAAGAACUAAGCACAAAUGUAAACGUUAAGAUGAAUAAUAACUGAUUGAAUUAAUCCAGAAUGAUCCUGUAGAAGUAGAAGAAUAGCUUUCUUCAAUUAAAGCGAUAUCUGAAUCCCAAUCAUGGGUAUUUGAAGAACUAUUUGAGGAAAUAAAUAAGCUCAAUACCCAUUAAGAGAUUGAAUGA
This is a messenger RNA of Paramecium primaurelia, 333 nucleotides long. The record is from the annotation of a GenBank genome assembly. Lineage: Eukaryota; Ciliophora; Oligohymenophorea; Peniculida; Parameciidae.